Messenger RNA from Westerdykella ornata, 1827 nucleotides. RefSeq lists its product as uncharacterized. NCBI's taxonomy places the organism in Eukaryota, Fungi, Ascomycota, Dothideomycetes, Pleosporales, Sporormiaceae. The transcript has 2 exons. Bases 179 to 1636 code for a protein of 485 amino acids. The record is from RefSeq and is a predicted model, not a curated record.
CUCCGCAUUUCACCCUCCCUUGAACAAUCCACCACCGACAUUCCUUCGCCUGCUGACCUCAAUGCGCUUACAGUCUGCAGCGCGCUCUCGCCGCCGCCGCUCCCGCUCGAUUGCCCAGCUGUCUAAUCCAGAGUGAAGAGUGAGCCUUGCCAAUCACAACGCAGCUGCCGUCAUCAUCAUGUAUCGCCGCGGGGACCCACGCUGGAACCGCACAAUCCAGCACAUAGCGGACAACAUCGAGCAUGCCAACGAAUCGACGCAAGAGCACCUCUGGACCUUCACUCAGGAAUACAUAAACCCGUGUCUGUCGUCCACCACACAAUGCGUCAACACUUGCAUGGCACCCUGUGUCGCCUCGCGGGACGACCGGCGCCGCAACCGGGCGCGGUCUCGAGGCCGGGCGGAAAUGAGCUUCGAUUUCUACGACGAUUGGGAAGAGGAUGAGAAUGAUGGGUUGCUUGGGUGGGGGAACGAGAGCUUUGACCGGUUCAUUGGAGGGGGAGGAGGGUCGAGUAAUUACGGGUCUGUGGUGUCGCAGCCGGGAAGGCAGAGGGCAAUGAGUUACGGGACGAGGAAUCGCGAUGGGAGGUUCGGGAAUGUGGUGGCGGGGAGAAGAAAGAGCGCGGUGCAGCCGCAUGAUGGCGGUCCGGAUCCGACGAUUAUACCAAGUUCGUCGUACUUUGGGUUUCUGGGGAGAUUGCCGUUCCGGAUUGGAAGUAAGGGAUUGCGGUAUAAGCCCUCUGCGGCGGAUUUGGUGGAGCAUCCUGGGCAGGGGAGGAGGAGUUUGGACCAUGAAGAGCGGCAAAGGAGUCAUACGAAUGCUUCCGGGCAUACCACGGACUCGCUCAGUUCGCGGGGGGAUAUUUUCCCGAGCGAGGACGAGAUUGAUGAUGCGGUGCCGUUGGAUGACGAGUUUGCGUUUGCAUUGGAGCGCCGUACGACGGGGCAGGGGAACGAUGAUGCGAGCAGUGGAAAGUCGCGCCCUUCUGACAAGAAUAAGAGGCACUCGGAUUCUCACCUCUCAAUACGAUCGGCUUCAUCGGUUCGGUUAGACUCGCACGGGCGGAGAAGCACGGAGAACCUUCCGGCCAUGUCUGCUAUGGACAUAGAUGCACCCACUCUAUCCGAUCUCAAGGAGGAAGAAGAGCGACUGCGUCUAGAAGAAGAACGCGAAAUCGAACGCAAGCGGCAAUCUGCAAAGCAACUCGCUCUCCAGCGCGGUCUAGCCUCUGAAACUGCAGAGGAACCCGCUUCCUCAUCCGCCCCAAUGCCCAACGUCGUCAUCCCCCGCCCCACAUCGUCUACCAGAAUCAUCAGUGAGCCUCCGGAACCCAUCUCCGUCCAUCCAUCACAUCAGGAGUCGAACGAAACACUUCCCAUCUCUUCUCCUGCCAUCCCCUUCCCAACCUUCGAAGAGCCGCCUCAGACGGCACCAGAGAGCAGUUCCUUCCACGUCGACGACAGCGACUUCUCCAGCUUUGCGCCUACGCCGAACAGACCGCUGAGUAUCAGGGAGGUGCAGCUGCACCGAGACGAACCAGUUCAGACGCAGGGCCAAGGCAUGGCUAAGGGGACUGAUGAGCAGCACGAGUUCGUGCCUGCGAGGUUGCCUUUCUUUGGGAGCGAGCCUGGUUGAAGAGUGUGGGGAAGUGGAGCUUUUUGGGCUUAUGGUUGAUUGUACUACUUUCAGUGGAUUGAAGAGUCCUGUGCGGGUUUUGAUAUUGCGCCUGCUGUAUGCCGCACCGUCGAGCUUUAGCGCCGAGGGCGUCGCUGGCAGACAAAGAAGGCGUUGGGAUGGAAGAGUUGCUCCGGGAGGGUGGGAGGGGG